Messenger RNA from Galdieria sulphuraria, 1883 nucleotides. RefSeq lists its product as uncharacterized. The transcript has 7 exons. Bases 28 to 1587 code for a protein of 519 amino acids. Gene Ontology annotation, biological process: regulation of DNA-templated transcription. Gene Ontology annotation, molecular function: DNA-binding transcription factor activity. NCBI's taxonomy places the organism in Eukaryota, Rhodophyta, Bangiophyceae, Galdieriales, Galdieriaceae. The record is from RefSeq and is a predicted model, not a curated record.
UUUUUUGUUUACCAGUUGAACUAGGUCAUGUCUUGUUGGAACUUUGUCCCAGAGAAACUACGAAGUAACGUUCAAGCUCUUUCUUGGCUUUGUAGCAAGGACCCUACGAAUCAGUUAACGGUGCAACAGCUGGUCGAAGUUGCCUCUGUCCAUAGUUUUACCCUUGAAAUAUUCGGCUCGCAAGCUGAGCAAGUUGAAAAAGUUCUUGUCCCCAGAGGAUUAUGCAUAGAGGACGGACUAAUUUAUGGAUAUUUACUUGGAGCGUAUGCUCCUUCCCAGGUACCUAUUAAGGGUGCUUCCAAUCUUGUUUGCCGUCGAACUGUGUUUAACCCGCGUUCUCAAGACUUUUUAGCGGUCUCAAGGAACGAUUCCAAUUUGAUCAUUGUUGAAUAUUCAAGAUUUAUCACUCCAAAGUUUAGUGUUCAGUAUUAUAGUAUUUAUGAAAGCUUGGAUGAAGUUUUUCGAUGGGACAACUUAUUGUAUUCAUCAGAAUUGUUUGUAGAACACUGUUGCCCGCAUGAAAAGUUUAGUUCUGAAACUUGUACUUGUGCUACUGUAGAUGUUGAUUUCAAUUCAAUUCUCGAAAACUUCGGUAGACCUAUCUCCGAAAUUUUUUCGAAUGCAGUCUUGCCCGUUCCUCCAAAUGAAGCUGUUUACAAUUCUUCCGAGUUAUGGAACAGUGUGAUAGGAUUUGGAAGACUUAAUAACACAUGGACAACAGACUCCUUCAACGAUUCAAGAUUUUUUAGGACCUCGUUAUCAUCGACGAUGACGAACGUUUUAUAUUGUCGUUUCAAAGUUGUUACAAUGAAGAAACCUGAGGCUGACGAAGUUAUUUCAGAAGCUCUCAAUGCAAUCUUCCAAAGGCAGUCUCAAGCAGCUAUCAAUCGUAAUAACCGUAAACUGAAAAUGGAUUUUAAACGAAGAGCGGGUCGUCAGAAGGGCCACAUUGCACAGAGUUCUGCAAUAUAUUCGCUACCUAUCAGACACGAAGCACACCAUUCCUUGAAGGAUGAUGACAAUUUGUUUCAACACUAUCGAGAUGGACAGAGAGACUUCUCGACGCUUUGUACCUUCGUUACUGACCGUAUUUCAGACAGCGAAUUGCAUUUUUCAAGCUCAUCUGGUAUAAGCCAUCCACAUGAUGAUAGCGAACAAAUUUUAUCGGAUCUUCCUCCUCUUCCUUUAUGUUCUCCUGUAGAAGACCAUAAUUCAAAGCGUAGAUAUUACGAUACCUUAAGGACGAAUGGCAUAUAUGAAGAUGGAGAAGGCAAAGUAGAGUCCAACUUUUCAGAUGAGAUUAAAGCAUCUUUACGGAACGGUUACGUCUCGACCGAUCCUGAUUGCCCUCAAAAACAAUAUCUUGAUAUUGAUAAGAAGGAACUUUCGAAAAAGGAACGAAAUCGAAGGAAUGUUCGUAACUUUUAUAGGAGACGGAAGGCUUAUUUAGAACAGUUAGAGAAGAACAACGAAAUCUUGAAGACAGAGUGUUUGCAAAUGAGGCAGCAGUUGGCUCUCUUAUUUGAAGAAGUGAAACUACUGAAAAGUAGCUACGGACAGCACUCCCGGUCGACCAUGGAUCUGUAGAACACAUUUGGUUGCGUUUUGUUUCCUGAAAGGAACUUCGUUAGUUUUCCUCAGAGAGAAUAGUAUUGUAGGUUAGCGUUUGAGUGCUGGUGAUGCUUGUGGUGAGGUAGUUACUGCCAUAAGGUGCAAGCAUGCUUUGAAUUUUUGAACCUUCAAGAUCUGCCAUGAAUUGAAAACUGUUAUUUCCUGGGAUUUAAAGACUCUUGUUGGAUUUCUUAUUUCUUCUCAGGACAUGAUUACUUCGAGUGGCUAGGGUAUUCACUUCUUGCUGAGGUUCGAUACUUAUUUGUCCGUGA